Malania oleifera is the source of this 1176-nucleotide messenger RNA. Its product is annotated as cucumber peeling cupredoxin. Bases 302 to 1039 code for a protein of 245 amino acids. The transcript is spliced from 2 exons. Lineage: Eukaryota; Viridiplantae; Streptophyta; Magnoliopsida; Santalales; Ximeniaceae. Gene Ontology annotation, molecular function: electron transfer activity. The record is from RefSeq and is a predicted model, not a curated record. Gene Ontology annotation, cellular component: plasma membrane.
GGACAGAUGGCACCCAUCGAACGGGUUGAAAGUUGAAAAUCAAAAGUCAUCAUCCGCUUCUUUCUCUCUCCUCCUAUCUCUUUCUCUCUCUCUCCUCUUUUUGGGCAACAGGAUGAGGGGGUAGGGGCUGCUCGGCCUAUAAAUAGAAAAGGUGCGACGGAGCUCUGAAUCGUCACGGCAAUAAAGAGGGGAAGCAGUCGGGGCAAUUUCACAAUUUCGCAGAGAAGGAAGAUUUGAGAGUUUCGAUCUAGAGAGAGAAAGAUAAGCGGGGCGACCUGAUCUGCAAGAACACAAGGCAAUCAUGGAAGGAAGAUUGAGCGUGGUUCUUUUCGUGGCCAUGGCGGUGGCGGCUCUGAUUCAGGGCUCGUUGGCGCAGUCCGGCAAGAACCACACCGUCGGCGGGUCUACAGUUUCCGGCUGGACGGUUCCCUCCGAUGCCAAAGCUUACUCCACCUGGGCCUCCAGCCAGACUUUCUCCGUCGGCGAUAGUCUCGUCUUCAAUUUCGUUACCGGAGCCCACGACGUGACCGAAGUUACUAAGGCGAAUUACGAUUCCUGCACCUCCACAAACCCGAUUUCACAGGAAACCACCGGUCCGGCAACCCUCACCCUCAAAUCCACCGGCGCGCACUACUACAUCUGCAGCAUCCCUGGCCACUGCAGCAACGGCCAGAAGCUCGCCAUUACUGUUGUUGGCUCCGGCUCUGGUUCCCCUGCUCCUCAGCCCGCAAGCACUCCACGCCGGGCGUCUCCUCCCGCCGCCGCCGCCCCAUCUCCCUCAACUACCCCUACCACCGCCACUCCGCCUUCCGGCUCCACCACCCCGUCACCUUCCGGUUCCACCACCCCGUCUCCUUCCGGCUCCACCACCCCCUCACCUUCUGGAUCCCCCACCACACCCUCUUCCGACGCGAGCCCGCCUCCCUCCGAGGCCACUCCGCCCACCCCCGGGUCUCCCGGAAACGCCGCUCCGUCUCUGGCCGCCGCCGCCGGCUUCUCCGCCACCCUCAUCUCCGUGGCCGUAGCUUUAUUGUACUAAUUAGAUUAUUAGAUUAGGUUAUGAUCGAUAGACCAUUUGUGCGAUUCGUUUUCUGUGUGCGUUUGCUUUUUACAGAUUGAUAUUUUGUUAAUUCUGCAUGAUACCCUGCAAUAAAGCUGGUUUUUACAAUUCAGCUA